AUGAAUUGUGUUUUAAAUUGUAUUUUCUUGUUGACAAUACUUAUCGUCUUCAAUAUUCAAUUAAGUUCUACAACCAAUAGUCGUCGUUCAUGUCCUGAAGAAUAUCGUGAAUUACGUCGUCGUAGCGAUGAUGAUUCAAAUUCCGAUUCCAAUGAUGAUGAUGAUGAUGAACAAAUGGCCGACAUGUGCAGUGCAGCUAUGGUUGUUGCAACUGAACAACCGAAUUCUAUUCAAAAUCUUGAAUUUCUACGUACUUAUUGUGCACAUUUUGAUGAAGCUUUAGAAUUAGCACGAGAAAGUAACGACACAUUAUGUGAAGACAAAAAACGUGCAAUUGUUAAAAAAAGUUUACAACGAAGAGGAAAACGUGGACAAAUGAAAAAGAAACGAAAUGAGUAUUCAAAUGAUAGUGAUGAAGACAAACGACGUGCAUUACGUAAACGAGAAUUACAUAAACGAUUUGCUUUAAGAUUUGUUCAUAAAUAG
Molecule: messenger RNA, 486 nt
Organism: Adineta steineri
Lineage: Eukaryota; Metazoa; Rotifera; Eurotatoria; Adinetida; Adinetidae
Source: the annotation of a GenBank genome assembly